Molecule: messenger RNA, 1669 nt
Organism: Closterium sp. NIES-67
Lineage: Eukaryota; Viridiplantae; Streptophyta; Zygnematophyceae; Desmidiales; Closteriaceae
Source: the annotation of a GenBank genome assembly
CUUCAGCCUCCAGAGAUGUGUCUGUAUGAUGCCAUCCUUCCCGCCUUAGCAGGUGUCCCUCGUUUCCGUCGUAGAGUAAGCUCUGCGCGUGUGGUUGCACGCAAGUUUCUUUGUGUGACGUCUCGCGGUGUGCCAACAAGUCGUUAAUCCGCAGAUUCUUACUCUCUCCCGACGCUUCUCGCUUGCUCAUUACCACGUGCCCUCGACGUGCCCUUGAUCGUCAACGGUGGCAGUCCGCGUAGUGCUAGAAGCCCCCGCACGCACCGCUCCUUUCACAAAUUCGAACGAUACGAAUCUCGCUGUUUCCCCACUCUUUAUUCCGCGCGCACAGCUCACACUCACACUUCGCUAAGCGCUCGACGUAGACGCUCAUGGGGUCGCCGAAGCAAGGCUCGGCGCGUCACGCGGGGCACCUGCACCACGCGCACUCCGCGCACCACCUGCCCGCCGCGGUGACCAACGCGCGCGCUGCUCUGUUCGCUGUGGGCCUGCUGGUGGUGACGCUCAUCUCCAUCCUCGGGUUCAACCUCUCCUCCAUGGACCCCAGGGAGCCGACGUCGCGAGCUGCUUGCGGAGGGAACCACGUAGGACCAGGCACGGAGAGUCCCUACCACGAUCUGAGGAACGAGGUGUACGAUAAGAUGGAGGCGGAGUUCUACGACAAGGGUGCAGAGUUCCUCUUCGGGUCCAGCACCACCUCGCAGUCACUCAAGCUCUCGGACAUCUUUGAGUUGCGGCAUGGCGAAGUGCACCCAGUGCUCAAGCCUGCUCGGCCGCCUGUGAGAGCCAACGUGCUUCGGAUGGACCCAGAGUUUGCUGCUUCCAUACAGGAGAUUGUGAAGGAUGAUAUCAUGCACCACUUCAGAGGAGGCGUGUGGCUGCAGGACCCUGACCUCUACCACAUGAGCAUCUUCCACGCCUCUCACCAUCUGUCGCCAGUACCCGCCACCACCAAACAGCUAUCCGACGAAUUCAGAGCGGUUAAGGGGGUGAGCAAGCGGCUGUGUCCGCUACGCAUAUCACUGGACCGCGUCAUUCUCACUGCCACAGGGGUGCUGCUGGCGUGCUGGCAGGUGCUGGAGGGCACGGAUCCAGCAGAGCUGAGGGACGAGCUCAAAGACGCUCUGCCUCGAGCUCCAAAGCAACAACUGUACAACCGAGUCAUGCUGCACACGUCGCUGGCGAGGAUCCUCGCCCCUCCCACUUGGCCUGAUGGGACCCUAGCCCACAAUGCGGAGUCAGCGAUGCCCAUCUUUCGGUCCAUAGUGAGCGAGCUCAACCAGAAGCUGUGCAGGAAACAGACGGUGGUACGGGAGCUGUGGAACGUGGAGGAGAUGGAUGUGUUGGCUCUGGCUCUGCAAGGCAAGAUGAGCAUCAAGAGAUUCAACCUCACUUGCAUUCAACCAGACUGGGUUGGCACAAUAUAGGCCCGCUUGAGCUGCCAUGUGGCUAGACAUUUGCUCCGGGGAGUGAACCCUCCAGACAGCUUCGGUUUGGUGCCAUGCUACUUCUGUACAAACUGCCCAAUGUACCAAAACUGAGUCACGAGUGGCACAAGUUCAAAGACUACUUGGAAUAGAAAGCUGGGGGUCUGGGUUGGGGAGACGGGGCAAUGGGCCGUCACACGACCAGCUCACAUUUUGUAGGCCAAUGAAAAGAGUGUUGGAAA